AUGGUGCGUAUGGCCUUGAGUUAUGUUCAUGAAUGGAAAAAGGCAAAUAGCCAGAAUGCAGCUGGGGCGCAUGGUUCUGUUAUACCUAUGCAGACUGCUAAGUGGUGUCCUCCCCCUCCAGGAUAUUAUAAAAUCAAAAUUGAUGUGGCUAUGGACUUUGAUCACCACCUUAUGGGAUAUGGCUGGAUUGUUAGAGAUAGUGAAGGUGUGGUGAAGGGAACUGCGCUAUCUACGAUCGAGGGCAUCUAUUCUGUUAAGGAAGCUGAAGCCAUUGGGGCUCGUGAAGCGUUGAGUUGGAUAAAGAAGAAUGGAUGGUCUCGGAUCGUGCUUGAGACAGAUGCGAAGGUGGUGACUAGUGCUGUGAUCGUGGGUCAGAAUUACACUCCGUUUGGGGCCAUUAUUGAUGAAAUUCGCGAGCACUUGGAGCAUCUUCCGUUGGUUCGUUUUGUGUUUGUAAAGCGGGCGGCGAAUGUUCCGGCUCAUACUCUAGCGAAAUAUGCUUUAUCUUUUUCGGGGGAAGGGGUGCUUGAGUAUUUUGAUUUCAUUCCCCAUUUCGUUUCCUCCUCUGUUAGUGUGGACUUCUCUGGUUUGCAUGAUUAA
Ipomoea nil (Japanese morning glory) is the source of this 600-nucleotide messenger RNA. RefSeq lists its product as uncharacterized. The transcript has a single exon. The record is from RefSeq and is a predicted model, not a curated record. Gene Ontology annotation, molecular function: RNA-DNA hybrid ribonuclease activity; nucleic acid binding. Lineage: Eukaryota; Viridiplantae; Streptophyta; Magnoliopsida; Solanales; Convolvulaceae. Bases 1 to 600 code for a protein of 199 amino acids.